This is a messenger RNA of Seminavis robusta, 1212 nucleotides long. Lineage: Eukaryota; Bacillariophyta; Bacillariophyceae; Naviculales; Naviculaceae. The record is from the annotation of a GenBank genome assembly.
AUGGUAGCAGUGGAGGCUGCUUUAACAAGAAAGUUUAGUGAAUGCCUCACAAAGCACAAAACUUUGAGUGAUCUUAACAAAGAGUGUGAAUCCAAACUACAGGAGCUUGUUGAUGAUCCAAAAGGUCUUUUGGGUCCUGUUGAACCCACUUUGGAAAACUUUGGCAGCAUUACUGCCCCAAGACUGAAAGCCUUCAUUCAUGUCAGAACCUUCCCUACUUAUACUACUGACAAAGGACCCAAAGACUGGGCUGGGUGGCCUAAGAAGUCAUCGGCUGCUGAAGCUGCCAAUGGAGAUCGAUGUUUGGUGAGACUUGCUUAUGACUGCAGAGACAAACCUUGUAUUAUGCAGAAGCCAGUCAAACCGGUAAAGGCAAUGCCACAGCAGCUCAGGCAUCUAUCAGCUACAAUUAUCAGAUCCAGCACAUUGACAUUUCAUUCUGAUGUGUAUACACUUGCUUCUUCUCUUUUAGCAGAUGAUACUUGGAGAGUCAAACUCAUUGCUGCCUACCGGCUUGAUAGUGAGACUACAGUUACUAUUACAGAGAGCAGCCUUGGGAGGGCUGACUACCUUCAAAAGAGACUCAUCAAACGGCUUAAGUUGGGUCAUGUGUCGGCAAUAUUGAUACUCUUUGGGUAUGUCAAGGAUGACCUGGAAUGUUUGGAUGAAACAGCCUGUUUCCUACUCGACAAUCCUGCUCUAUUCCGUUUGGUCACAGAAGAGUUUGAGGAGGAUGGUGUAUACAUGUACUGGGAUACCAACAAUAUGCAGUGGAUUAGGGUCGGCAUGGUAGCUCUUCGCAAAUUUUGGCUGCGAUUUGUUGAGCACAGCAAAAUGGCACAACUCAAAAGUGGAGAAUCUGGAGCAUUCUAUAAUGCCUAUCCCUCCAAAUAUGCCAAGAAGACUGUUGACCCAGCUCUUCGACGAGGUUAUCAUGAGAAUCUAAGGCAAUACAUUGCAUUGGGCUAUCCACUAGCCAAAGAUGUGAAGGAUCUUGUAGAUGUGUUUGGUCUCAAGGCAGCAGACAAUCGGUGGAUCAAAUCAAUGCGCUAUAGGACAAAAAAUGGACAAGCUAUUCAGCUAGCUGAUCAGCAACGACGUGCCAUGCAUUACCUUAUGGAAUGUGGAUUGAAGCUUUGUCUUGCUCUUGCUUGUGACAUUUCUGUAAAUGCUGGCUGGGAACAGGCAACUGGAUGCUAUGGUAAGGAUUAG